AUGCCUGCCACCUCCCGCGAACUAUGGGAGAGGGCCGCGAUUGACACCAUCAAAAUGGUUGAAGACGGGGUAUUUCAGGAAGAAGCUGUUGUUGAAGCCUUGCUGCAUGCACCUGCUCGCUAUCCAAACUGUGAGGGUGCUAGGUGCAUUGAAGAUAACCUGACAGACAUCAAGGCUCAGGCAGCUACAAAUCAUCACGGUAUCAAACUUAAUAUCUGCUCGGUGAAAGGUCUUAAUACAUUCGAAGCCGAGGACUUCAUGGAUGACGGAUCCAUAAUCAAACUGAAGAUCACCAUCGAUGAGGCUGGGGGUGCUGUUUUUGACUUUGGUGGAACAAGCCCCCAAACGCACGGAAAUUGGAAUGCACCCCCAGCUGUGACCAACUCAGCAACCAUAUAUGCUCUUCGAUGCCUUGUCGCUUCUGAAAUUCCUCUUAAUCAGGGCUGCAUUCUCCCGGUCCAUUUAAAGAUCCCGAAGCAUUCUCUACUUUUACCAUCGCCUGACGCCGCUUGCGCAGCUGGGAACGGUCUUACCUGCCAACGAAUUGUAGACGUGAUUUUCAAGGCCCUGGAAAUCCUAAAACGACAAUAUCCGGUGCUGCUGAAGGAGUAUAGUUUACGGCCUGGGAGUGGAGGCAAGGGUAAAUUUCGUGGUGGAGACGGCGUGGUGCGCGAACUGGAGUUUCAAGUCGACAUGCACGCUGGAAUCCUCUCCGAGCGCAAGGUGUUCCGUCAAUAUGGGAUGACCGGAGGAGAGGAUGGCGCCCGUGGAAUGAACCUUUGGAUAAAAAAGAAUGGGCUCACUGUCAAUAUCGGCGGGAAGAAUCAGUGGCAAGUCAAGGCAGGCGAUCGGAUUAGGAUCAUGACCCCGGGAGGAGGAGAUAUGGGAUUCAGGAAGAUGAAAGUACGCCCAGUGAAAGAGCAACUGGUUUGCCAUCUUUUACACCUCGUGCCAACGGCUCAUAUCAUGUUAUGCAAGCCCUCGCUGUGA
Molecule: messenger RNA, 990 nt
Organism: Aspergillus affinis
Lineage: Eukaryota; Fungi; Ascomycota; Eurotiomycetes; Eurotiales; Aspergillaceae
Exons: 4
Coding region: 1-990 (329 amino acids)
Biological process (GO): glutathione metabolic process
Cellular component (GO): cytosol
Molecular function (GO): 5-oxoprolinase (ATP-hydrolyzing) activity
Source: RefSeq, a predicted model, not a curated record